Messenger RNA from Xenopus laevis (African clawed frog), 986 nucleotides. RefSeq names its product Putative ortholog of hT021 (Chromosome 3 open reading frame 14), 1 of 1 L homeolog (gene cep15.L). The record is from RefSeq and is a predicted model, not a curated record. Bases 162 to 617 code for a protein of 151 amino acids. The transcript is spliced from 5 exons. NCBI's taxonomy places the organism in Eukaryota, Metazoa, Chordata, Amphibia, Anura, Pipidae.
UCAUCGCCGAACAUUUUUUAUAGAAAAAUCAGGAGCAGCUCCUAAGAGACGGCACUGGAGGGCAGCAACAGACAAACAACCAGCAAUUAGAGACAAAGCUAUGACACACACUCUAACUGACCUAUCACCAGGGCUUGCACAUGCCAUACAGCUUUUGAUUGAUGGGCAGCGAUGAGAGGAAACGGAUGAAUAUGUACUUUGUGACAGAAGCCGCAUUAAGCAGGAGACAUAAGGAAAUAAUAGCUGAACGAGCAAAACUGCAGGAGGAAAUGAAGGUGCAAUCUGAGCAGCAUGAAAACGAAAGGAAAAUCUUUGCCCAAAGAGAUGAAUCCGCGAACAAGAGGAACCAAGCUAUUCUCGAGGAUCUGCAAGGGUUCGAACAGAGCUUGAAGAGAAAGUUGGAGUCCCGUCCAGAUCCUGUUGUUCUUAGCCUGGAGAAUAAAUAUUGGGAAUCGGUGGAACAAGAAAUUCCAAAGUGGGAACGGUUUCUUCUCGGAAAGGCUUCAUCUCCGUUCGGAUUUAAGAAAAGCCCAGAGAAGAGAAAUCAUUCUCAGACACUGCAGAGCCCAAGGAAAAAGGACUUGCCUCCUUCUGGUGCACAGACCUUACCUCGGUAGUGCACUUGUUAUCUGGAUGGGCAAAUAAUUAUUUAGGAAGGGUGUUGAAUAUUAAGGAAAAACAUAAUUAUGACCAUCCAGGGGUCAAUAUAAGCUGGUGGCUCCAGGCAGAGUUUAUAGGACUUUCCUGUUGAUUUGUACAAUUGAUAUCAUGGCCAUAAAUUUGACCAGAUAUCGCUUUGGCCUGCUGUUGUGGUCUUCUCCUGAUAGGUCUCCAUUAUGAUCUCAUUGUUGUCCUGUCGAACAGCAAGCAGAUCAGCCGGAUUUGACUCUGCAAGUGGGGGGCCCGAUUGGACAACAUGUUCAACAAUAUUACUUUAAAAUAACAAGAUAUUUAAUGUCUCCUGGACAGAUAAAAGCUAAAAUCUC